Messenger RNA from Trichoplax adhaerens, 642 nucleotides. RefSeq lists its product as uncharacterized. NCBI's taxonomy places the organism in Eukaryota, Metazoa, Placozoa, Uniplacotomia, Trichoplacea, Trichoplacidae. The record is from RefSeq and is a predicted model, not a curated record. Gene Ontology annotation, biological process: Golgi to vacuole transport; intracellular protein transport; vesicle fusion with Golgi apparatus. Gene Ontology annotation, molecular function: SNARE binding; SNAP receptor activity. The transcript is spliced from 7 exons. Gene Ontology annotation, cellular component: ER to Golgi transport vesicle membrane; endoplasmic reticulum membrane; Golgi apparatus. The coding region runs from base 1 to 642 and encodes 213 amino acids.
AUGUCUUUGUUUGAAAAUUACGAACAACAAUUUUCUGCUUCAGUAGCAGAUAUCUCCUACAAGAUCAAUCGUAUACCCAAUUUAAAUGGAGAUGAGAAAAAGGCUGUCAUUCAUGACUGUGAACACAGUUUAGAGGAUAUGAAAGAACUGAUAGAGCAAAUGGAUUUGGAAGUGCGUGAUGCUCCUUCCACUGCUCGAUCAGAAUUGGCGAAAAAAUGGAACAACUACAAUACAGAAUAUAAGGAUUUGGAGACCAACUUUCGGAAAGCUCGUGUUGCUUUAAUGGACUCUGUUACAGCAAGAACUCGUUUGUUAGGAAGUGAAGAAGACUAUAACUAUACUUCAGAAGAUCAAAGAACACGCCUACUAGAGAACUCUGACAGAAUAAAUAAGUCCAAUAACAGAUUAGAUGAUGGAUUAAGAAUAGCUUUAGAAACAGAACAAGUAGGGGCUGAUAUAAUGACUAAUUUGGAUAGUGAUCGAGAGAAGAUUAAGAGAUCGCGUGAUAGAAGCGAUGCAGCACAAGAUUAUGGUUGCAAUUAUCAUCUUAGUUAUAAUAGGAAUCAUUAUUUUAAUCAUUUACUUCGCUGUGACAAAAAAAUAAAUUACUCUGAUAUGAUUAUUGUAGAUACAGCAAAUUAA